AUGGUUCAGAAGAAAGCUCAGACCAAGAAGAACAAGCUGGUCCGUCUCAGUAAGAACCAGUUGAGGAAGGAGAUGGAGAUGAUGAAUGCGGCUGCUGUUGAACGACCAACAAGUCAGCAAGGACUAGGAGGAUUGAAAACAGCUUCAAGAGGUCUCCCACAGAGGCAAAUACAAGACAAAUCUGGGUGUUUAGAGAGCCCAAAAUGGACGGAAGUGAAUGCCGAUAUGGCCAAACUCACUAAAGGGAUUGAGAAAAAUAACCAGGAAUUGCAGAGUCUACCGUCAUUGGAAAAAAGGGUCAAAGAAAUGGCGGCGGAAAUCAUACAGAACGAACGAGUAGCUCACGAAGCCGAAGAUCUUUUCGACGUUGUCACAACAGUCAAAGAAAAGAUUGCAGCCUUAGAAAGGGAAAUACAAAUCGAAAACGACAAAGCUGAGAAAUUCAUCACGACCUUAACAACAGGAAAGCAGGAAAAGUACUCUCAACUGAGGACUGAACAGAACAUACUGGCCAAAGAAGUUGAGAAUACAACCACACAAUUGAGUGCACUGGAAACUAGGGCUCGGAAACUGGAAGAAGAACUACGUCCAUUUCCUGCGAAAGAAUAA
Molecule: messenger RNA, 609 nt
Organism: Daphnia pulex (common water flea)
Lineage: Eukaryota; Metazoa; Arthropoda; Branchiopoda; Diplostraca; Daphniidae
Product: intraflagellar transport protein 74 homolog
Exons: 6
Coding region: 1-609 (202 amino acids)
Biological process (GO): cilium assembly; intraciliary transport involved in cilium assembly
Cellular component (GO): intraciliary transport particle B; centrosome; cilium
Molecular function (GO): beta-tubulin binding
Source: RefSeq, a predicted model, not a curated record